CGCCGUCAGAAACAUGUAUUGGAGACUCGCUUUCAUUUCUUUGGCCUGCCUCAUUUAUUUAACAGGUAAUGUAUGACUGAUUUUUUUCACGUCCUAACUUUUAAUCAAACAAAAGUUAAGUAAGUAUCAUACUUAUAUCAUUGUCCAUGUAUUUAAACACAACAUUGUUUUUCACAUUUUGUUACCAGAGUCGGAGUCUGAUUUUUUUUGCAGGAGGGUACAGCUUUUCCGAUAGAAUCUGUGUAGCUUACAUUGACCUGGUUUUCUAAAACCGGCUUUUAUAAAAAUUUGGACUAAAAUAGUAAAGUUCAUAGUCACAUAAAGCUAAAAAAUAAUAAUAUUAAACUCAUGAAGCAGUAGCUUGGUAUCGCAUUUGUAGCUAGACUGCUGACCCAUAGAACAAGACAUUGGUAGCUAGACUGGCGACCCAUAGAACAAGACAUUGGUAGCUAGACUGGCAACCCAUAGAACAAGACAUUGGUUGCAGGGCUGACGAAUCAUAGAUAAGGCAUUUGUAGCAGGACUGACGAGUCAUAGAACAAGACAUUCGUAGCAGGGCUGACGAAUCAUAGAUAAGGUAUUUGUAGCAGGACUGACGAGUCAUAGAACAAGACAUUGGUAGCAGGACUGAAGAGUCAUAGACAAAGAAAAUUGUAGCAGGACUGAUGACCCAUCGAACGACAUUGGUAUCAGGUCUGAUGACUCAUAAUAAUAGACAGUUGUAGAAGGACUGAAGAUUCAAAGAACAUAGAACAAGACAUUGGUAGCAGGACUGAAGACUCAUAGAACAAGACAUUGGUAGCAGGACUGAUGACCCAUGGAACUAGACAUUUGGAGCAUGUAUCUCAGUCUACGUAGCCUUAAAGAUCUCCUGGCUCCCAAUCUUCACUCAAUCUCCGCCUCCAAAUAUUCCGACGUAUGCUGAAGAAAUCUCGUUUUAUCCACAGACGCCUUCGGUAGAUACAGACCCUACAGAACUCGUCUAAGGCAAUGUCUCGCGCGAGAGAAAGCGCUAUACAAUGAAAGAACGCAGUACCUAACCCAAAUCUCGGCAGUGAGAGACGAACUAUGGAAGAUCAAUGAAGCAAGGGGCAAUCUUUUCCACGGGGCGCUACAUUACGGCGGUCAUCGAUAUUACGCUUCAAAAUUUCAGUUCGAGACUGUGGAGACGGCUCAAGCGAUCUGUCAGUCGACCGGUGGGUACCUGGUUGAGCUGAACAAUGCCGGCGAGUACUACGCCUUCAGAAAUUACAUCAUCGGGCUCCAAUUAAGGGCAGAGAGCGUUCUUUUGGGGGGCACGGACCAGGCACACGAGGGCACAUGGGUUUUCCAGCACAGCGGGAGGUACAUACCUUAUUUUGAUUGGAUCGCAGGUGAACCCAACAACUGGAAUAAUGAGGACUGCAUGUCGCUGUGGUUGUCCAGAGGUGCGCGGAUGAAUGACAUCCACUGCUGGAGGGUUGGUCCAGUUGUUCACUUUGCCUGCGAGGUGCCUAGCUCGGCUGAUUGGUAAACGAUUAUGAAUUAAACCAAUCCGAAAUG
Messenger RNA from Lymnaea stagnalis (great pond snail), 1542 nucleotides. The record is from the annotation of a GenBank genome assembly. Lineage: Eukaryota; Metazoa; Mollusca; Gastropoda; Lymnaeidae.